UUUUAAAAAAACACCACUGGGGAAGAAAAUCAGAGGCUCUGAAGUAAAAUUUGUAUUAGUGACAAAGCUACUGUUACUUUAGCAAAGUAAAUGUUAUCUCUGGGGUAAAAUCUAUUUCAGAGGGUUUUUUCAUACUACUUUGAGAAAGUAUGCCUUUUAUAAAUGUUUACUUUCAAAAUGAACCAAACAAUAGGUAAAAUAAGUUUAAAAUCUCAUUGUCACUCUUUAGAGAAACUAUGGUGAUGUCACCAAACAGGGAUUAUACUUUAUUCAGACUUCCACAGUUCAGUAUCCAGUGUCAAACCUUCCAACUUCAUGCUACAGAGAUGUUUACAUUGUGGACAGCCAUGUAAUUUGUCCAAAGUGAAUUGAAACUUGAAUCCAUUUUGGUCUUGGUUUUUACAAUAUAUACAGGAAAGCAGGUAAACAUAAUUUUUUUUGAAUAACUAAAGAUAGUGAAAUUAAAAUAAAUCUCAAGGAUACUAUUCUCCUAGGAUCCCCCAUGUUCAUGGAACACAGCUAGUCACUGUGGGAUAUACACACUAGUAAAACCCCACAAACGAACUCUGAUGUGUAAUAGGUGAUUAGAUUUGCAGACUUAAUUUUUCAUAUUUAUUACCCUGGCCAAUGUACUAUCAGAACUUAAAUCUUAGAACUUACCUACCAUUCUAUAUCAGUAUCUUUAAAAAAAAUAAAUUUAAAAGAAGAAAUUCACUAAAUCAAAAGAGAGGAAGUGGUAAGCAAAUACAGGAACCAAAAAAGGAUUAGAGCGGCUGCUUCACACUGUCUCAUUCAGUUCCUUUGUGGUCCCCUUCAACACCACAUGCCAGAGCAGCUCUUCAUAACCUUUAUGACCAGAGCGUCUUGCGUUUAAGACAAUGGAGGAGUUGGAUGCCUUAUUGGAGGAACUGGAACGCUCUACCCUCCAGGACAGCGAUGAAUAUUCCAAUCCAGCUCCAGUUUCCCUGGAUCAGCAUCUCCAAAGGGAGAGUAACCUUGCUGAGAUUUCUAAGACCUCCCCUGAUGAGGUUCACACAAGUCCCUUGAAGGCGCAACUCGUGUAUACUUCCAAUAUCCAGGAGCCCCUUGUCUACAGUGAAAUUCAAGAGCCAAAGGAAUCACCACUGCCACCUAAAACCUCUGCAGCUGCUCAGCUGGAUGAGCUCAUGGCCCACCUGAGUGAAAUGCAAAACGAGGUUUCCGUGAAAGCAGAUGCCAGCAAGAAGCCCUUGCUGGACAAUCGGGAUCACCAGGCCUCCUUGGACUCCAUACUUGGGGGUCUGGAGCAGGAAUUACAGGACCUUGGGAUUGCUACAUUGCCCAAAGGCCAUUGUGCUUCCUGUAGGAAACCAAUUGCAGGAAAGGUAAUCCAUGCCCUGGGGCAGUCGUGGCAUCCGGAGCACUUCAUCUGUACUCACUGCAAAGAAGAGCUUGGCUCCAGUCCCUUCUUCGAGCGGAGUGGCAUGGCCUACUGCCCCAAGGACUACCACCAUCUCUUUUCUCCUCGCUGUGCCUACUGUGCCUCUCCCAUUCUGGAUAAAGUGCUGACAGCGAUGAACCAGACAUGGCACCCAGAGCACUUCUUCUGCUCUCACUGUGGAGAGGUAUUUGGUGAAGAAGGCUUUCAUGAGAAGGACAAGAAGCCAUACUGCCGAAAGGAUUUCUUAGCCAUGUUCUCUCCCAAGUGUGGUGGCUGCAACCGCCCAGUGCUGGAAAACUACCUGUCUGCCAUGGAUACUGUGUGGCACCCAGAAUGCUUUGUGUGUGGGGACUGCUUUAGCAGUUUUUCUACUGGCUCCUUCUUUGAACUCGAUGGACGGCCAUUCUGUGAGCUCCAUUAUCAUCACCGGCGAGGAACCCUCUGCCAUGGAUGUGGGCAGCCCAUCACCGGCCGCUGCAUCAGUGCCAUGGGGCACAAGUUCCACCCUGAGCACUUUGUGUGUGCUUUCUGCCUGACACAGCUGUCGAAGGGCAUCUUCAGGGAGCAGAAUGACAAGACCUAUUGUCAGUCCUGCUUCAAUAAGCUCUUUUCACUGUAAAUGUACCCAGUUCACAUCCUCCUUAAAUUUUUUGCUUAUAGAAUUUAGACCAAGACAAGAAAGAAUACACUGCUGUCAUUGACCUGCUCACGAGGUUGACAGAGAAUGAAAAGGUGAUGAUCAAAUAUGGGAAUCCCAUGACUGGGCUUGCAAUCUUACUUUUCAGACUCCAUUCUUUGUUUUAAAUUCAGGUAGUUGGAUUUAGAUCUGGAUUCUGCUGUCUGGUUCCUCCACAGAUGUAUUUCCCACAUUUGCAAUCCAUUCCUCUCCUGCUGUUCACCCCUCUCUCUCUCUUGCUCAGAUCUGCUGUGCACCCCCCUCCCUGGAAUUUCUUUUCCCCGUGAAUUAAUGUUGGAUCAUCACUGCUGUGGUUUUUCUCCUUGCUUAGCAACUUUGAUAGAACUAGUAAGCAUUUUGCAUCUUCUUUCUAUACAUUUCUCUUUUUGAUAGGGAAGUAGAUUUGAACUAACAGCUUUGAUAAAUAAAAUGGCUUGUGGUUUUAAUGA
Molecule: messenger RNA, 2545 nt
Organism: Perognathus longimembris pacificus (Pacific pocket mouse)
Lineage: Eukaryota; Metazoa; Chordata; Mammalia; Rodentia; Heteromyidae
Gene: Lpxn
Product: leupaxin
Exons: 9
Coding region: 879-2039 (386 amino acids)
Biological process (GO): negative regulation of B cell receptor signaling pathway; substrate adhesion-dependent cell spreading; transforming growth factor beta receptor signaling pathway
Source: RefSeq, a predicted model, not a curated record